AUGGCGCCCCGCCUCGACCUCUCGUCGGUCUCGACGCACGCCAAGGUCAUGGUUGCGCCGCCAAGGAUGAACCUGCGCCGCGCUGCCUCCUACAACCACCAGGAACGCGUCGCCGGCUCCCUCUCGGCCACCUCGUCUCGCUUCAACUUCAACCAUCUUCUCUUCUCGCCUCCGCCCUCUCCCAGCUUGCCCGCCCUCGUCCAGCCCCCGCGCCGCCGCUCCUCGCAAAUCUUCGCCGCCCGCCCGAGCUGGAUCCUGCGCCGUCUCUUUUACCUCGGCGCCCUCGUCGCCAUCUUCUACUUGCUGGCCCUCGUCUGGGGCGACGGCUGGCCCAUGCAGACCGUCUUGCCGCACGUUCCCAGUGACGAGUUUGAGAUGGUCGGACAGGACACCGUCCCCGACUUCCCCACGCCCAUUGUCGUCAGCGACCGUGGCCAACGACCCAAAUGGACCGUCGCCAUUCCCCGUGACUACGACUUUCCCCUCUCCAUCAACGAGUAUGCCGGCAUGAGCGGCCGAUGCCGCGAGGUCUCGGCCCACGCCCGCGAUCUCCACAACAAGCCCCCGCUGACGGACCACGAGAUGCUGGCGCACGACAGGCCAGACGCUUACUUUGUCGACGUCGACGACGCCGAGCGCACCGGCCUGCUACCCCCCGUGCCAAAGGACAGGCAGCCCCGGCACUCGGGCCACUUUGUCGGGUUGAAUUGGGAGUCCAUGGCCGGAACGCCCGUGUGCCGGAGCUCCCUGACCUUUGUCAUGGAGAGCUCGGAUGCUGGCCUGGGCGCUUCGCUCAUGACCAUGUGGACCCUCUACGCACUGGCAAAGGAGCAGGGCAGGGGCUUUUUUGUCGAUGACUCCCGGUGGGCUUACGGCGCCUACACCGACAUCUUCCAGCCGCCUCCACUGCCCGACUGCCGGCCGCCUCUUCGCCACCAGAUGUUGCCAUGCCCUGCUCAGGCUCGCCAUCUCGUCGUCUCAACUGCCACAGCGAGACAUGUCCUGCCGGACCUGCUCGCCAGACACGACCGCAUCACGGGCAUGGCCACCGCACAACAGGACCUGUUCGAGCUCGCCCGGACCGGACAUGGACAUCUCUUUGCACUCAUCAAGGAAGACCAAGAUUAUGUCCAUCAGAGAAUCAAGGAGCUUCAGGGCGAGGCUAAGAAGGGUGACAAGAUAUCCCACGGAGCACCCAUCAUUGGCCUCCACAUUCGACGAGGCGAUCGACACCCGCUCGAGUACCAGUAUCGCGGCACCUAUAUCCCGACAGAGGUCUUUGCCAGGCACGCGCAGCAACUCGUCGAAUCGCACCACAACCAAAGCGGCAUCAAGGAUCCGCAACCCAAGGCCAUCACGGUGAUUGCCUCGGACGAUCCCGCGGUGCAUCGAGAACCCGACUUGUCCGACGCCGUGCUGGCGCAGCAGCGCAUUCGCCUUGCCUCCAAGGAAGCGGUGGAGAAGGCGGUGCCCAACCCACGCAUCCUGCACCGCUUCGUGGAAGAGGCGCAGGGGUGGGAUGGGGGCUUCUUCGCCCUCAUGUUCUGGAACCUGGGCGACGACCGCAAGAAGACGGCGGCCACAUCGGUACCCGGCGACGGUCCGGAGCCGGCCACGGCGCCGUCGCAGGAGACGUUGAGGUUACGCGGCUUCAUCGGCCGGGCGUAUAUGAUGGACCUGGCCGUCCUGGCGGGGGCCAGCGACAGAGUCGUCUGUGCCGUGAGCGCCAUGGGCUGCAGGCUGCUGGGCGUCAUGAUGGGCUGGGAGCGCGCCAUGGAGCAGGGCGCCUGGGUCAACGUGGACGGGGGAUAUGGGUGGAGCGGGCUCGGCUGGUAG
Molecule: messenger RNA, 1836 nt
Organism: Hirsutella rhossiliensis
Lineage: Eukaryota; Fungi; Ascomycota; Sordariomycetes; Hypocreales; Ophiocordycipitaceae
Exons: 1
Coding region: 1-1836 (611 amino acids)
Biological process (GO): protein N-linked glycosylation
Molecular function (GO): alpha-(1->6)-fucosyltransferase activity
Source: RefSeq, a predicted model, not a curated record